This is a messenger RNA of Prorocentrum cordatum, 900 nucleotides long. The record is from the annotation of a GenBank genome assembly. Lineage: Eukaryota; Dinophyceae; Prorocentrales; Prorocentraceae.
AUGGUCGAGAGGCCGGCGUCGGGGCAGCUGAGCGCGCUGGAGACGCUGGCGGUGAGGCCUGGCACCGAGGAGCAGUACCGCAGGAUCUUGCAGGAGUUCGUGGCGUUCUGUUCCGCGAACCACCUGGACUGGAAAAGUCUCGGCCAACUGGGCGAGGUCACCACCAGAUUCCUGAACUACCAGUUCGCUCAGGGCGCGCCGGCGAGCCAAGGGUCGUUGCUCCUGGCCUCGCUUGCCCACUUUUUACCGGGCCUCCAGGGCUCGUGGAAGGCCCGGCUGCCUCGGGCCACGAGGAGAUCUGUGGCGUGGCAGCGUCGGGUGCCCGCGAUGACCAGGGUGCCGCUGCCGUACUGCGCCGCCGUGGCCCUGGCCGGCCUGCUGGCCAUCAGCGGGCGGCGGCGCAUGGCGAUGUGGAUCUUGCUCUCGUUCAGCUGCUACCUGAAGCCCUUCGAGGCGCAAGGGCUCCGCGGAGUCUCGCUGGUGCGGCCCGCCGCGGAGGCAGGGCGCCCGGGGAAGACAGGCCUGUUCAACGAGAGCGUCGUGAUCGACCUCGACCUGCACCUCUGGUCGCUGCUCAGCGCGCUGAAGGACGUUGUGGGCCCCGAGCAGAGCCUCUGGGACUUCACCCUGCCGGCGCUGCGCGAGCAGUUCAAGGCGUUCGCCGGCCUGCUGAAGCUGGGCGCCCUCAGCCCGACGCUGUGCGCGCUGCGGUACGCAAAGGAGGCUUACCUGCAGGAGGCCAUGACCCGCGUGCCGGACUGGGUCUUCACGUUCGGGCGGGUCGUUCACGCCAACCUGCAGCAGAUUGUCGAGCUCGGACCAGGCGUCCGGCACCACCCGCGCGUGUGGCAGCUGCUCCCGGCACUCGUCCAGGCGCUGAUCGCUACCGGGCUGCCGUAG